AUGUUGAGCGUCGACGACGUAUCUGAUGACGAACUGAGUUGCAUUCUCGCGCCGCUUUCUUCACGGGGGUUCUACGAGACGAACGCUCAACGCAACGAGAACACGCGCCCUCUUCGUCGAUCAGCGAGACCCAGCAAAGCGAAGCCAGUACCCAAAGAUGAAGCCCCGAAGCAGUACAGGAAACGUACCUUAUCCAUGUCGGCAGCCCAAAACGACGCCAAGGGCACUGAAGUGACGGUGAAGAAGGCGAAACUGGAAGGACAGAAGGCUGCUACUGCAGCGUCUCACAUGAAACGCGAUGCUUGCGAAUCUGCGCGGAAAAUUUGGCUGCAUCACCACCAACACCUUUUCAUACCAUUGCUGCCCUCAUCAUCGUCAUUCAACACUCACUUUGGGCCAAGUGUGGACAAGCAUGCGUCAUUCACUCCCUUGCAUGAAUUUGAUCAGCAGCCUAGCCUAAUCCGAGGAGGUGUCAUGAAGGACUACCAACUCCUGGGGCUUUCGUUUCUUGCCUACAUGUAUCACAAUGGAAUGAACUGUAUUCUUGGGGACGAAAUGGGUCUCGGAAAGACUCUUCAAACACUCGCACUGUUCGCUUACAUCCGGGAAUCUUCGACAACGUCGCUUGAUCCACACUUAGUUAUCUGCCCCCUUUCCGUCCUCUCGUCUUGGGAGGCAGAAGCAGCUAGAUGGCUCCCUUCCAUGCGUACUCUGCGACUCCACGGCGCCGUUCCCGAACGCACGAGAAUCAAGGACUUGGUGAAAAACAAUCUAGAGAACUUCGACAUCUUGUUGACAACGUAUGAGACAUACGUAGCUGAGGAUAGUUGGUUCAAGAUGCGACGCUGGACAUACUGCGUUCUGGAUGAAGGACAUAAAAUCAAGAACACAGACACAAAUGUAGCGCAUAAGCUUCAGGGUCUUGGAAGCAUGUAUCGUCUGCUGAUCACGGGUACUCCCCUCCAGAACAAUCUUGCUGAGCUUUGGGCUCUACUCCAUUGGUUAUAUCCCCUCAUAUUUACCCCAGCAUCCGAACGACUCUUCCGGGACUCCUUCAAUCUCACGAAAGGCAGUUAUUCCAUGGACACCCUCAACGCUGCGAAGGCAUUGCUUGGAACUAUCAUGCUGCGCCGUACAAAGGCCACAGUGGAGAUGAGCGUCCCUCCUCGCGAAGAGCUUACCGUGUUCGUUCCGAUGACGGAGGCCCAACGAUUUUGGACGUAUAGACUCCUCACAAGAAUGGAUGCUCCAGACUUCAAGCAAGUAUUCGGUGGCGAGUAUGCGGAAGCUGUGAAACCGGAGGUGAAGGCGGAGGCGGACUCGAUCAGUGCGCAUAAUCACGGACGGAACGAAGUCAUUCAGCUACUCGUGAAUCAAAGUGCAUCCAAGCAGGGGGGUAAUAACAAAUGGACUAAGCUCAUGAACCUCCUCAUGCAGUUGCGCAAAGUCUGCGACCAUCCGUAUCUACUACCUGGAGCAGAACCGGAGCCUUAUUACCUCGGAGAGCACCUCAUAGCAUCGUCGUCGAAACUUAUGGUUAUUGACAAACUCCUUGCCGAUAUUCUACCAAAGGGUGAUCGUGUUCUUAUCUUUUCGCAAUGGACGGGGAUGCUCGAUUGCGUUGAGGAUUUCAUGGCCUUCCGAAAGAUUCCGUACGCGCGACUUGAUGGCUCAACUGCGAGGCCCCGCCGAACCCUAGACAUUAGAUUGUUCCAGCAAGAGGUUUCUCCUUACAAAGUAUUCCUCGUUUCGACAAAAGCUGGCGGCCUUGGUAUUAAUUUGACGAAGGCUACUCAUGUAAUCAUGUGUGACUCGGAUUGGAAUCCCCAGAAUGACCUCCAAGCAAUCGCUCGUGCACAUAGGAUAGGGCAAACGAAGACCGUCAAAGUCUACCGUCUCAUCUGUCGGGGCAGUGUUGAGGAUCAAAUGCUUGAUCGCCUACGCCGAAAAUUAUUUCUGUCUGUGAAAGUUAUGGGCUCUGACAACCCUUCUUCCUCAUCCUCCGGGCCCAGCCUUGGUUCAUCCGAGCUGAUUGAUAUUCUCCGCAAAGGGUCUAGUGUCCUUGCAUCUUCUUCUGGGGAAGAGGGCAUGGAUCUUGCCCGGUUCACAGCGGCUGAUAUUAACACCAUCCUCGAGUCAUCUCGAUCUUCGGAACAGCUGAGAGUGGUGAAGAUGAAGCAUGAGUUAUGUGAAGAAGCAGUGGAGGGCGACAGCGUGAAGAAGGAAGAGGAAGUGGAUGAAGAUCAGUUGCUAAAGAAUGCAGAAGAAGAGGAGCGUAGACUUCUAAGCGGUGUGGCUCAGGUCUCUGCUCGGUUAUUCGACGGUCGUGUCGUUCAGCGUCACGAUAACAAGGGUAUUGCGAAUGAGUGGCAGCAACUGCAGAAGCGGGCUCGGAAUGACAAAUCGGUGUGGAUUGGUGGCAUCCCAUUCCUCGUGCAACCAGCGGAAGAACAAUCGGUAUUUGCUCCUCCGGUGGUUAAGAAGCAUAAGAAGAAGAAGCAUGAAUCAGAGGAUUAUUGCAUUCACUGCCAUGACGGCGGUGACCUUGUGUGUUGCUCCGCUUGUCCUCGAGUAUUUCAUAGCGCAUGUGCAGGCCUUCGACCAAAAGACGUGAUAGGAGCAAUGCAAUGUGCUCAGCACGAAUGCGCGCAUUGCCAUCGUAAGGCGUCGAUGGCGGGCGGGAUGCUGUUUAGAUGCCGCACUUGCGCUGAUGCGUAUUGCGAAGAUUGCCUCCCGGAGGACGAGAUCCUCGCCAUUGGGGACACCUUGCCCGAGUUUGAAAUGCUGAACUGCUCAUCUUCAACUACCGCCUACUUCAUCCAGUGCCCCGAUUGUCAGACGUUCUUCAAGGAGAAGCCCGAAGAGUGGACUUGGUGGCAAGAGCAUUUUGCCAAAGCCGAACGGGAGCUCAAAUUACGCGAAUAG
Molecule: messenger RNA, 2925 nt
Organism: Pleurotus ostreatus (oyster mushroom)
Lineage: Eukaryota; Fungi; Basidiomycota; Agaricomycetes; Agaricales; Pleurotaceae
Exons: 19
Coding region: 1-2925 (974 amino acids)
Biological process (GO): positive regulation of transcription by RNA polymerase II
Cellular component (GO): nucleus
Molecular function (GO): DNA binding; ATP-dependent chromatin remodeler activity; ATP binding
Source: RefSeq, a predicted model, not a curated record